GCGCUUUAACCAGACACCAGUCAAGUGAUGUGUUUCUGCAUGGUGUGGAAAUUUGUUCUAUUUCCGUCAUUUAUUUCAGGGACUCUUCACUGCCAGCCUAGUCCAUCUGGUCAUUAUUCACAGUAGGAAUUGUAGCAUCAUCGAUCAUGGCAGCACUGGACUUCAUCACUGUUGACAGCCGACUUGUCGACCCAAUGACCGUGAACCCGAACAUGGACAAUGAGCUCUCCACCAUCGAAGACUUCCUGGAGUUCUCGACAGCAGAGUUGAAAUACUUCCUGCUUAAUAAGGGGGAAUCUAUUGCUGGUUGCAGAGCUGAAUUGGCAGAGCGUGCCAUUCUGGCACAGCAGCGAGCCAGUAGCAGUGGUCCAAGCGAGCCCAAGAAGUUCAAGAUUGAGCGAGAGGACAGUAAAGGAGAGUAUGCCAACGUUCUUGAGGAAUACAGUCUGACGGACCCUGACGUCGCUAAUGAGUGGAGCGUGGAUAUCUCAGGCAUUCCGAGCCUGGACAUCGGGAAGAUCUUCCACUACAUCCUCACUAAAGAGGCCUUCGACACAUACUACCUGAGCGAGUACAAAGCGAAGAAAGCGUACCAGUUUCUUGAGGCGGUCUGUGUCCGUAGCAUCCAGGUUCAUGUCGUGACUAACUUUGUCUUUGUGAAAGGGACCAUUGCACCGUUGAACCAAACAGGGGAUGGCUUUGAUGCUAAUAAGUCACCCAACAUUGUGAAGAUUCUGACGACUGCAGACAAUGACAUUGUUGUGUCAUGCUGCUCCUGCACGUCUGACCUCUACCAGUGCUGCAAUCAUGUCAUUGCAGUGCUGUUCCGCGUUGAGCGGCUUGCACGUGAAAUGGAGGCACGUGACUCGGCAGGGAAAGAGCCAGACUCCCCCCCAGAGCACCAGGAUGUCUCCAAGCCAGUGAAGAUCAGUGACCUCUUCAAGAAGAAGGACCCCUAUGCCCAGAUGCUGCUGGAGCGUAUACAUAGGCCCUCGGCUGAAGAGAAGCGGCGAUUCAUGGAGAAGAUUUGCCAAACCAUACCCAAUUGCCUCUUCGCCCAGAUGUUCAAGGGCUCCAUCGGUGUGACCCAGGGAGUUGACCAGGCCGCUCAAGGCACCACACCUGCCGCAGAACCAAGCCAAGCCCAAGCAACAACCUCCCGAGUGACAAGGGCGGCCCAAGUGACAAUGCCUGCCCAAAAGACAAUAGCUGCCCAAUCAAGGGCAGCUGCUCAACCGGUUCCAAGGGCCAUCCCAAUUGCCCUGACAGCUGUCAACAAUACAAAAACUGCCAUUGUUAUCCCAGUUUCCACAGUUAUUGGGACCGCACGGGUCACCCAGCCCACUCCGACUACCCUUUCCUCUCAAACAGCAACCACCCAUGCGCCCACUAAAUAAGCUUCUUUGGGGGGUUUCUCUAUCAACUCAACUUCAUCUUGGGUUCAGCUGCAGGCUUCAGUUUACAUGUGGAUGUGAAGUCACAGACAAAGCUGUUGAUUGUUUUUUUGAAGAUUGCCACACGACCCAUAUCCAAACAACUGUCGUUUUAUUUGUGGGCAUGAAAGAGCUGUUUACAGAGUAUGUGUCAGUCUUGCUUGUCGGAAACCAUUUUUGAUGUGAACUGUGGAGAGAGGGGAAAAGAUGUACAUAUUGAGUUUGUCAGGUGAUAUGAACUUGUAACUUAAGCUGGUCACAAUCUGUUUCAGUUAUCAUUGCACUGCAUGUCUUGAUGAGGGGAGGGCCAUUGUUGUUAUCAGCGGUGUAAAUUUGUGCUUGGGAUGGCAGGAGAGGGAUGAUAAAUAUUGUAUGGCCAUGGAAAUUUAAGGGGGGGUGGCUGACAUCCUGUGACACUAGGGACAUUGUUCGUGGUACAGAUGUACAUUUUUAGUGCACUCCCGAAUCUGAAAUGAAAGCAGCGUAUUUAUAGGGUUAUUCCCUUUCUUCUUCUUUAAGGGGCAUUGUGGAUGGGGGGGUGCAAUAGUAUGCCAGACGAGAAUGGAGAAGAGACCACUGCAGUCCCCUUCAAAUAAUAUUUUUCAAUAUUUAUUUAUUAUGUUUGUAUAAUGAAUCAUGCAAACCCAGCAACUUCAGCCAAGUCAGUGAUGUUGCUUAAAGAUUAUGCCCAGCAAAAAAUGGUGUAACAAAAAUGUCGUGCAAGGUAAAUAGCAUGUGACUGGUUUUGUGCAUUUUCCAUAAAUUUGCCAAGUGCAAUUUGUCAGCUGGGUAGCCCCAUGUAAUUAAUUGAACCCACAGAGAUGCUAUAUUUGCAGUGGCACCACCUCCACUUGCAUGUCAAAGGUGUUCUCAAAUUUCAAGCGCCCGUGCCUCUUGACAAGUUGCAACACCCAAGUGGUUCAAGAACCAUUCAAAGUGCUUGUUCCACCUGUGUGUAAGACUGGGACUACCCCUGUGAUGGCUGUGGUAGUUUCCACUCCAGUCUCUGACUACAAGGUUGGUUAAUAUCAGUAGGUUUUAGAGAUAUUUUAAACGACUCUUCAAAAGUUCCCAUUCUUUUGAUGGCAACCUUUUAAUACAAAGUUUAUGUUUAUGUGCAUCAUUACCACUUAGUAGAGAGUCCCAACUCUUGUUGAAAAGAUUUGUGAAAUAGAGAUGUUUCAAACAGAAAUCCUUUCUGAUCACAUGUCCUCAUUUUUGUGCUGUUUUCUAUCUUCAUGGAGUGGUCAUGGGAUUUUAAAUGCCGUCGAAAAUUGUUCAGAGCCUGCUUGUUUUGUUUAAAACUUUAUCUGUGAGAAAUAAAUGUGCGUUGGGGGGA
Molecule: messenger RNA, 2772 nt
Organism: Acanthaster planci (crown-of-thorns starfish)
Lineage: Eukaryota; Metazoa; Echinodermata; Asteroidea; Valvatida; Acanthasteridae
Product: glycine receptor subunit alpha-2-like
Biological process (GO): monoatomic ion transmembrane transport
Cellular component (GO): membrane
Molecular function (GO): extracellular ligand-gated monoatomic ion channel activity; transmembrane signaling receptor activity; zinc ion binding
Source: RefSeq, a predicted model, not a curated record